AUGAAGAUCUUUGGAUUUUUCUGUGUUCAGGCGAUUGCUGCUGAAGAAACCUGUAAUGAGGGACUUUCUUCCAACUAUUGUCGAACUCGAGGAAAAACUCUUGACAAUGAUAAGCUCUACAACGAUGCUGUGAAACGAUACCAAGAGCAGGAAGCAGAGUUCAACACCCUCGGCCAAUGCUACAAUGAUAUCAAAAACUGGGGCGCAACCCAGGGCGAUCGCGAAUGGGAUUUCAAGGGAUGCAAGGCUUCCGGCAAGUGCAGCCAAAAAAAUCCUGAUGGCAGUGAUCCAACUGAUCAACAGAUCCGAGAUUGCUGCUUGAAUAACGAUUGGGACUACUUGUACUACUCAGUACAGAACGUGACUAUUUUUGGCCAAGAAACACUCAAUCAAGCUGACGAACUCUACAACAAAAUGCUGAACUUCAAGAACUGUAUCGGAGAUCACUGCGGAAUCGACAUCAAGCGAUUUUUCUGA
Molecule: messenger RNA, 477 nt
Organism: Oikopleura dioica
Lineage: Eukaryota; Metazoa; Chordata; Appendicularia; Copelata; Oikopleuridae
Source: the annotation of a GenBank genome assembly